Rhodamnia argentea is the source of this 1030-nucleotide messenger RNA. RefSeq lists its product as uncharacterized. Lineage: Eukaryota; Viridiplantae; Streptophyta; Magnoliopsida; Myrtales; Myrtaceae. Bases 120 to 794 code for a protein of 224 amino acids. The transcript is spliced from 7 exons. The record is from RefSeq and is a predicted model, not a curated record.
GAUUUCGCAUUUUCGUCGGCGGUUUGAUGGUGCGGAACGGUGGACCCUCCCUCAUCUGAUUCUCUCCAUAAGAGAGGGAGAGAGAGCGCGAGCGAGCGAGCGCGCAUUGGAGUUCAACGAUGGCUUCCAUGGCGCCGCCGACAACCUACUGUUGCUACCGGCGCAAGAGCCGUCUCGCCGGGAUCAAGCGCAGCGGCGGAGCGUUUCUUCCCCGCAUCACUCUCUCUCUCGACCAGGACGACGAACCCACGCCACAACCCCUCCCUCGCAGGGAAAUCAUACUGAGGAGCAGCGAAUUGGCCGUCGUCGGAGCCGUUUUCCAGUUCAGUGGGAAGAAGCCGGAGUAUCUGGGAGUGCAGAAGAACACGCCUGCUCUGGCUCUGUGUCCAGCCACCAAGAACUGUGUUUCCACUGCCGAGAACAUCGCCGAUCUCAACCACUACGCUCCUCCUUGGAACUACAACCCCGAAGGAGGUCGCGGCAGGAAGAACCCUGUGAGCAGAGAAGUGGCCAAAGAGGAGCUUAUAGAAGUGAUAAAAUCAUUAAAGCCGGAUAAGUUUAUGCCUCGGAUAGUAGAAAACAAGGACGACUACCUUCGAGUGGAAUACGAAAGCCCAAUAUUGGGGUUUGUAGAUGAUGUUGAGUUUUGGUUCCCACCGGGGAAGAACUCGAUUGUAGAAUACAGAUCGGCAUCAAGACUGGGAAACUUUGACUUUGAUAUCAAUAGAAAGAGAAUUAAGGCUUUACGUUUGGAGGUGGAGAAGAAGGGAUGGGCAUCGCAAGACAGCUUCUGAGAAGGACAUUCGUCUCUUGCAUCGACCUUUCAACUAACGUACCCAAGAAAAGUCAGCGGCCGCCAUUGGAAGCUAUUUUGAAUAAAUAUCUCCGAUUCUUCAAGAUCAAGGGGUUUCAAGAUUACCGACCCUUUAGCCUAAUCUUUUGUUGCGGCUUCAAAACCACAUUUUAUCAGUGAAUCUUUUCGGCUUUGGAAACCGCAUGUAUAAGUAAUUGAUGAUGCAUUUCCUUGUAA